This is a messenger RNA of Saccoglossus kowalevskii, 1843 nucleotides long. Its product is annotated as NXPE family member 3-like. NCBI's taxonomy places the organism in Eukaryota, Metazoa, Hemichordata, Enteropneusta, Harrimaniidae. The record is from RefSeq and is a predicted model, not a curated record.
CUACAAGCGUCGUUGAAUCACUACAUUGUAUUAUUUAACGGCAAUUGGAAGAUAAAUGCUCGUCUUUAUUACGAAACAGAUUAUUGUAUAAAAAGGAGCUCUGUAUAGAUUGCGUUUGGAUUAUUUUUAACAAAGAAAACAUGAAGUAAAGGUAAAUAUGGCGUCUAAAGGAUUCACCUCAAUACUUGCUAUUGUAUUAGGAAUCGCCUUUGUCGGCGUUCUUGUCACCAUGACCAUGCUACCUACAUCUCACAAAGUAACAAUGAAGUACGCUGCUAAAACCAUACCAUCCAGUUUGUCUUGGCCACAAGUGGAACGAGUUGGGAUUCAAGAAGAAAUUCGGCAGACUGGUCAACAUACUUGGAAUAUUUCUGCCGCUUCCAAAGGCAGCUAUGGACGCACUUGUGCUAGUCAAACCGAGGUGGUAUUUCUUACAGAUGUCAACUCUAUUUCACGGGGCGAUAUCUUCGAUUUGUCUGUCAUUGCACGUGAUAUUAAUGGUAGGAGACGUACUAUUGGUGGAGAUUUGUGGCGAGCAGUUAUAUACAACACGGGUAGCCACUUCGCAUCUAUGGGGAGAAUUACCGACCAUGGCAAUGGGACUUACACUGUGCAAUUUUACGCAGGUUUCUCGGGAGUUGUAAAACUACAAAUUGUGUUGGUCUUACAAAGAGAGGCAGUUAAGUACCAACGUGAAGUUGUUUUAUCUAUUGAAUCCCGAGCAUCCUGGAAUGGCAUAUUUCGAAGCGCUAACAAAACAGAAAUGUCAGAUUGUUUUGUGAAAAGAGAAGGUGAAUGGAAAGAUAAGUGUGAAUACCCGCACCCAGGAGCUUCAGGAAAUACAGUGUUUUUGUGUGAUCCACCUAAGUCACUGGAAUGUAACACGUUAGCAAACAUAUCUGUUUCAAAAAAUACAAGGAUUAGCAAAACAGAAACCGAUAUACUUGUCUCCCAUCAAUAUUUAUUUAAAGCACCAAAUGCAGUGCAGGUGAUCAAAAGCUUCCAGGACGAAUUUACGAUACAACGUCGGACGGUGUCAGACUACAUUAAAUACCAAGUGCCGCAGUGUGAAGGCGACUUAUCAGACACUGUAAGUGACGGAUACUGGCUUGGUACGAGAUGGUACUCACUGGUAUGUCAAAACAGAGAAUGGCACAACGCCAGGGAAGUUCAGAAAUGCCUGCAGGGCAAACAUGUAUACUUUCUUGGUGACUCCACCACAAGGCAGUGGUAUCAACAGAUGUUGCAAAUAGCUGGAUAUCCGAUGAAUGUCACAGAUAAAAAUUGGAGGAACCGUGUUGACAAUUUACCUGGUGAAUACAAAGUCAGUGGUACCGACUCAUAUGACAUGCUAGUCACAGACUUAAAAAAUAACAUUAAUUUCACUUAUCAUCACCAUGCACUAUCACGACACCCGCAGAUACCAAUAUCCCGUUUUCCAUACUUUGUUGAUAUUAUCGAUGGAUUGGCUUCUCCCGAAUGCAAUUACGUCAUUCUUAUAAGUCUCUGGGCGCAUUUUGACACUUGGACUACAUAUAGCUUCACGGAACGAAUUUUUCUUCUUGCAAGAGGCAUAAAGCACCUAAUGGAUCGCUGUCAAAACACCAUUGUAGCCAUCAAAGGAUCGCACGAAAGAAACAACAUUAACAAUUACUGGAUUUUGUAUGACAUGAAUCGAAUACUAAAAGACGAAUUUAAGGGACUUGGGGUGUUUUUUAUUGACAUCUGGGAUAUGAAUUUUGCAUAUGCAUUUUCACAUAAGAUGAAAAUGAGCAUUCACAUGCCUAUGCAUGUGAUAAAAGAAGAAGUGUUUAUGUUUUUGUCACAUGCUUGCCGCAAAUAA